Cryptococcus wingfieldii CBS 7118 is the source of this 2274-nucleotide messenger RNA. RefSeq lists its product as hypothetical. Bases 1 to 2274 code for a protein of 757 amino acids. The record is from RefSeq and is a predicted model, not a curated record. Gene Ontology annotation, cellular component: nuclear pore central transport channel; nuclear pore. Gene Ontology annotation, biological process: RNA export from nucleus; protein import into nucleus. Gene Ontology annotation, molecular function: structural constituent of nuclear pore; phospholipid binding. The transcript has 4 exons. NCBI's taxonomy places the organism in Eukaryota, Fungi, Basidiomycota, Tremellomycetes, Tremellales, Cryptococcaceae.
AUGAUAGCGGGCUUUGGCGGAUUCGGUCAGAGCAACAACAACAACUCCGGCACCACCAGUUUUGGCGGGUUCGGUGCUAAACCGGCUGGACAGACAGGAUCUCUCUUUGGAGCUGCUCCUGCCCAACCCCCUGCUAGUGGCGGUGGCCUCUUUGGUUCCAACCCCGCACCAUCGACAUCGACUGGCGGUGGACUCUUUGGUAGUACUGCUCCUGCAUCUUCAACUCCCGCUGCCCCUGCUGCCCCCGCCUCUGGAGGAGGAUUGUUUGGUGGAUUCGGUCAGCAACCCGCGGCAGGCUCAACUACACCCGCAUCCAAGCCUUCUUUCGGUGGAUUUGGCAGUACAACUCCCGCUGCUGCCCCUCCUGCUGCCCCUGCUGGCGGAUCCCUUUUCGGUGGCGCUUCGGCUGCUGGUGGAGGAGGGCUGUUUGGAGCGAAGCCUGCCGCCCCUGCCGGUGGAUCUGCCCCCGCAAGCUCGGGCUUCAGCUUUGGAGCCAAGCCUGCUGAAUCUUCUGCCCCUGCUGCUCCCAGUGGAGGUCUCUUUGGUGCUCAGCCCGCUCAGACUUCCGCUUCCGCUCCUGGAGCUCCCUCAGGAGGUGGUCUCUUUGGAGGAUUUGGUGCUAAGCCUGCGGCUUCUUCAGCUCCCGCUGCUCCAGCUACUGGUGGUGGGCUCUUUGGUGCGGCCCCUUCAUCUUCUACCCCCGCUCCCGCCACAUCUGCUCCUAGUGGUGGUUUGUUUGGUUCUACUCCUGCUCCUCCUUCCGGAGGAGGUCUGUUUGGCGCUAAGCCUGCUGCCCCUGCUGCUCCUACCGGGGGGCUGUUUGGUGCCAAACCCGCUGAAGGUUCCACCCCCUCUUCAACCCCUGCGGCUCCGUCCGGUGGACUCUUUGGCUCGGCACCCGCUGCGGCACCUGCUCCUACUGCCGGUGGACUGUUUGGCGCUAAACCUGCUGCUCCGACCCCUGCUCCGGCCGCGCCUCCAGCUAGUGGCGGCUUGUUCUCUGGUUUCGGUGCCCCCAAAACUGACGCCCCUGCUCCCGCUCCAGCUGCUCCCAAGCCUGCAGGAGGCUUUUCGUUCGGUGCGCCCGCCGCGGCGCCCUCUGCGGAAAAGACAGAGGCGCCCAAGCCUGCCGGUGGACUCUUCGGUACUGCCCCUACACCCGCCGCGGCUGAGAAGAAGGACGAAGCUCCCAAAGCCCCUGCUGGUGGUCUGUUUGCCGGUUUCGGUAGUGCUCCUGCUGCUGGAGAGAAAAAGGACGAAGCGCCCAAGCCUGCUGCACCUGGAGGUUUAUUUGGUGGCUUCGGUGGUGCGCCCAAGGAAGGGGAGAAGAAGGACGCGCCCGCUCCUGCGGCGGGGGGUCUGUUUGGUAGCAAGCCUGUUGAGCCUGCUGCUGCCCCGGCUCCAGCAUCGGGCGGACUUUUCGGCGCCAAGCCAGCGUCGUCCACUCCUGCGCCUGCUGCUGGCACUCCCUCCGUCCCUGCCCCUGCCGCUGGCUCAACAACAGCCCCAGCUUCGAAAGAAAAGCCUUCCGAGUCCGCGCCCAACCUUCUUCGCGGCAAGACACUUGAGGACAUCGUUGAGAGCUGGGACAGGGAUUUGGAAGAGCAGGUUAAGGAGUUUGAGAGGCAAGCUGGAGAGGUCAGGGAGUGGGACAAGGUCCUGGUCAGGAAUGGUACCCAAAUCACAAAUCUCCGCCAGAACCUUCUUCAGGCUCAACAAACGCAAGCAGCUGUCGACGAGCCCUUGGCUUACUUUGAAGCUCAACAGACCCAGCUCGAGCAGGUUUUGGACAUGUACGAGAGGGAGGUUCAGAAGGCAAACAGUGGUGGUGCUGGAGGAGAAGGCGGUGGUGUCAGAGUUGGAAAGAUGCCAGCUGAGAGGGAACGUGAAAAGGCUUAUACACUCGCCGAAGAUCUCAACAAGCAACUCGAUGACAUCUCACGCAACUUGUCUCAAAUGAUCGAACAAGUGAACACACUUUCCUCCCCAUCAUCUUCCGCUCCUCCUACUUCUGCUUCUCUCGCGUCUUCUGUUGCGGGUGGCCGUCCAGGAACACCUUCGCAGGGACAAGCUGCCCAAGCAGCUUCGCAAGCUCAAAUGCCAGACGACCCAAUCAACCAACUGUCGGCGAUUUUGGGUGCGCACCUGAGAGCAUUGGGAAGUAUCGAUGGGGGUGUAGGCAGGUUGGGAGAGAAGAUUGGAGAGUUGGAAGGUCGCAACUCGUCGGCAGGCGGGCAGAAGAGCGCUUUCGGGGGUCGAGGAUUCAGGAGAUAA